AUGGCAUCUGCAAAUAAUGCAACCGCUGCCAUUCCGCCAUCAGGCGAAACCACACCCGUCCCCUUUGCCAACGAUGGCAACCUGGGUUCGGCCAAGCGCUCUCCAUUGAAUGAGGGCUUCAAAAGCCUUGUCUACGAAACAUUGGACAAAUGGCAUAUUCAAGGCGUUUCCGUUGCGGUUGUCGAUGGGGAUCAGACCUGGGCCGAGGGAUAUGGAAUCGCAGCGCUGCCAGAUGUCCCAGUGCGGCCCUCAACUUUGUUCUACACGGGCAGUACUUCCAAAUCUUUUACUGCGGCGGCGGCCUCUUUGCUGGUAGACGACGACGAAAAGUAUCCGGAGAUCAAAUGGACAACCCCUCUUAACAAGGUCAUUCGUGAAGACUUUGUCCUACCAGACGAAUAUGCCACUUCGCACGUUACGUUGGAAGAUGCGCUUUCACACCGAUCUGGAUUACCAGGCCAUGAGAUGACAUUGGGUCGCCCCGGAACUGUACGAGACGUCGUCCGAAGCCUACGCCAUUUUCGAAUGAGCAAAGAUAUCAGAACGACUUGGCAGUACUGCAAUGCAUUAUAUAUCGCCGUGUCACAUAUGAUUGAGGUUGUCACCGGCGAGUGGCUGGGAGACUUUCUUAGAAAACACAUCUGGGGGCCCUUGGAUAUGAAAUCAACUUUCUUCUCCCUUGACGACGCCCGAAAGUGCGCUGAUUCUGAUGAUAAUGACAUUACACUUGCAGUGGCAUAUAGCUGGGAUGAAUCGACUUCUGAGACAAAGGAGAUCCCUUAUUGCGAUAGUGUACUAAGUGGAGCUGGCGCAGUGAUUUCCAAUGUCCUUGAUUAUGCGAAGUACAUCCGCUCCAUGAUGCGCCAGUCUGGCCCCUUGUCGAAAGCUGGAUAUGCCGCCAUAUUUGAACCGCGAUCAUUUUCUCCGCAGGUGCUCCCGCAGCUGAAAAAGCAGACACUUUACACAUUGGGUUGGUUCUCGACUACAUAUCGUGGCGAAUAUGUCGUUCUACACCCGGGAGGCCUGGAAGGCAUGACUGCGACCAUGAUUCUUUUUCCUGAGCGUGAUUGGGGUGUUCUUGUGUUCUGCAAUGCCGACGGCCCAGGACGCGAGGCUCUAGCAUGGCAUCUUAUAGAUGAGAUGUUGAAUGUCCCUCAAGAAGAGCGUAUGAACCUUUAUGAAGUCACCCAGAACAAGCUUGCCCGGCGUAAAGAAUAUAACUUGACAGCUAAGGAACGUCUCUAUCCUUCUGUUCCUUCUCCAGCUCGGCCGCUCUUUCUUCCACUGGCAGAGUAUGCUGGCACGUACACACAUCCAGCCCAUCCAGAAUUUAUCAUUAGUGUGAGCUCUGACGAGGAACCUGAGCUCCGCGUUCUUGUGAGAGGGUCAUUUCCCAUCCGAAUGAACCUGAAGCAUGUAUCGGCUGAGUUCUUCCUCGCUGAGAUAUUUGUCUUCAGGUUCAGUCAAAACUCAGAUGCUGUUGUAAAGGCCGAGUUUCAAAUUAAUGCCGAAGGUAAGGUGAUCAGAUUUGGUGCUGCCAUUGAUUUUUCCAAUAUGCCGGAUACAUUGAUUUGGUUUGACCGUGCCGCCUGA
Talaromyces atroroseus is the source of this 1593-nucleotide messenger RNA. RefSeq lists its product as hypothetical. The record is from RefSeq and is a predicted model, not a curated record. Bases 1 to 1593 code for a protein of 530 amino acids. The transcript is spliced from 3 exons. Lineage: Eukaryota; Fungi; Ascomycota; Eurotiomycetes; Eurotiales; Trichocomaceae.